This is a messenger RNA of Rotaria sp. Silwood2, 378 nucleotides long. The record is from the annotation of a GenBank genome assembly. Lineage: Eukaryota; Metazoa; Rotifera; Eurotatoria; Philodinida; Philodinidae.
AUGUUCAUUCUCUGUCUAUUAACAGCUUUUAUAUGGGGUAUAACGAACUGGUUUUUAAAACAGGGUUCGACAGGUUUAAAACAAAUUAAAUAUGACAAUCAAAUAAAACAAUUUGGUGCUGAAAUCUGGUACUUUUUCACUAAUGCACAAUAUUGGAUUCCAUUUCUACUUAAUCAAUGUGGUUCUGUACUUUAUUAUUAUAGUCUUUCAAAAACUGAUUUUUCGACAGCUGUACCCGUAACCAAUGCUUUAACACUUUUAAUAACAUAUUUGUGUGAUGUUAUUUCACGUCCACAAUUAUUAAAUUCAAGAUUUUUGAUUGGUAUGCUAUGCGUCACAAGUGGUGUGGCUCUUUGUGUUGUAUCGAAAUCUCAUUAA